AUGGCUGAAGCCGAGAAUUUCGAGGAAGAUCUCUUCGCUGACCUGUACACCGAAGAUGAUAACGCCGCAAACCCAUCAGAGGCAGUGGCCGAACCUACUGUCCAACCAUCAGCCCCAACCACAGAAACCAAAGCUGAAAUACAAGCCGAACAGGAUAUUGAACAAAAUCCACAAAAUGGAGAUGGAGAUGGAGAUCAACAAAUGUACAAUGGUGAACAAGAUGUGGAUGAGGACAUAGAUUUCAAUCUGGGAAGCGGGAAUGGCAAUGGGGGUGGUUAUGAUGCUCCUUCGGCCAGGGAUGAAGCACAAGGACCAGGUAUCAAGGAAGAUGGUAAAAUGUUCAUUGGUGGAUUGAAUUGGGAAACGACAGAUGAAUCAUUGAAGGAUUACUUCUCACAAUUUGGUGAAGUACUCGAAUGUACUGUUAUGAGAGAUGGUGCCUCUGGUCGAUCUCGAGGAUUUGGAUUCCUGACAUUCAAAGAUGCCCGGACUGUCAAUAUUGUCAUGGUUAAAGAACAUUACCUUGACGGCAAAAUAGUAAGACCCGAUCUCAAAACUUUUAACAAUUCUUUACGCUCUUAUCCUUCCAAAAUUCUCCCAUUGGCUUCAAAAGGCACUCACUCACAUUCAACUUUUAAGAUUGAUCCCAAACGCGCUAUUCCCAGAGACGAGCAAGAACGUACAAGCAAGAUUUUCGUUGGUGGUGUCAGUCAGGAUGCUUCCGAACAAGAUUUCAAAGAGUACUUUACACAAUUUGGACGAGUUGUAGAUGCCACUCUUAUGAUGGACAAAGACACUGGUAGACCACGAGGAUUUGGAUUCGUCACAUUCGAUAGUGAAGCCGCUGUUGAAGCAUGCUUGGAGGCUCCACUCGAAAUUCAUGGAAAGCCAAUCGAGGUCAAGAAAGCCCAGCCUCGAGGCAACAUACGAGAAGAGGAAGAAACCAGGGGGCCACGAGGCAGUCGAUUCAAGAAAGGAGGAAACCCCAAUGAAGAAUUUCAGAAUUCUAAUCAACAGCAACAAGGUGGCCAGAUGAAUGUCCCAGGUGGUAUGACUCCUCAAUUAAUGGCUCAAUAUUGGCAGCGCAUGCAACAAUAUUUUGCACUGAUGCAACAACAAAUGGCCAUGGGCGGGGGGCGAGGACAAAUGCCUGGUGGAAUGCCCGGUGGCAUGAAUCCUGCCAUGAUGGCCCAAAUGGCUCAGAUGCAGCAAAUGCAACAAAUGCAACAACAAAUGCAAGGGGGAGGUGGUGCUGGCGCGCGUAGUCAAAGUCCUCAAAGUCCAACAGCUGGAAUGGCGGCAAUGGCUAGUAUGAAUCCAGCUAUGAUGCAACAGAUGCAGCAAAUGCAACAAAUGCAAAUGCAACAGGCCAUGGGUGGACAAGGAGGUAACUUUCCGGCUGGAGGUGGGAGUAACCCAGGUGGUCGAAUGGGUACGCCUGGCUACAAUGCCUAUGAACAAGGCCUCUUCGAGCAACAAAAGUACGAACAACAACAAAUGAGACGUGCUCAACGCGAACAAUCUCAAUAUGGAGGCGGCGGUGGUGGCGGUGGAUAUGGAAUGGGUGGAGGUGGUGGUGGACCAACUUCUUGGGAGGGUAUGUAUGACGAUGUUCCUCAGCCAGGCAGUGGUGGUGGUGGCGGAGCUCGUGGUGGAUUUGGUGGAAGAGGUCGUGGAGGUGGAGGUGGAGGAAGUGACAGGGGAUCUGCUCCUCCUGCGGCCGCACCAAAUGCUCCUGCCGGUGCUCCGACAGGUCCGAAGAAUGCUGGAAAGCCUGGUGCGAACUAUAGGGGUGGUGGAAGGGGUGGCAAUAGAGGCUUUCAUCCUUAUGCUAGGGGAUGA
Molecule: messenger RNA, 1842 nt
Organism: Botrytis porri
Lineage: Eukaryota; Fungi; Ascomycota; Leotiomycetes; Helotiales; Sclerotiniaceae
Exons: 4
Coding region: 1-1842 (613 amino acids)
Molecular function (GO): RNA binding
Source: RefSeq, a predicted model, not a curated record